Trematomus bernacchii (emerald rockcod) is the source of this 3518-nucleotide messenger RNA. Its product is annotated as juxtaposed with another zinc finger protein 1-like. The coding region runs from base 184 to 915 and encodes 243 amino acids. The transcript has 5 exons. The record is from RefSeq and is a predicted model, not a curated record. Gene Ontology annotation, cellular component: nucleus. NCBI's taxonomy places the organism in Eukaryota, Metazoa, Chordata, Actinopteri, Perciformes, Nototheniidae.
CGCCUGCCUCCCAGUUGCGCUCGCCGCUGUCCUGUCUGGCCGCCCGGUGUCUGCUCCGCCGCUCCAAGCUCUGCGGCUCUCCCACUCCCCUGUACCCGAAAACUCUGCCUCCUCCUGCGGUCACCUCCCCGGCUCCCGGUCCCCCCUCUCUCUCCUCCCGGUGAAUGCACCAGCGGCGCAAACAUGACGGGCAUCGCCGCCGCUUCUUUCUUCUCCAAUUCCUGCAGGUUCGGCGGCUGCGGUCUCCAGUUCGAGUCUCUCGCCGAGCUCAUCGUCCACAUCGAGGACAAUCACAUCGACACAGAUCCGCGGGUCCUGGAGAAGCAGGAGCAACAGCAGCCCACUUACCUGGCCCUAAGCUACAUCAACAGGUUCAUGACAGAUGCGGCGCGCCGGGAGCAGGAAACCAUGAAGAAGAAGGUCGCUCCCAAACUGUCCCUGUCCAUCACCGGAGGAGUGUCCAGGAACAGCACGGCCACGCCCCCUCGCCACACCAGCGGUAACCUGACGCCUCCCGUCACGCCCCCCAUCACCCCCUCCUCCUCCUUCCGGAGCAGCACACCUACAGGCAGUGAGUAUGAUGAGGAGGAGGUAGACUACGAGGAGUCGGACAGCGAUGAGUCGUGGACCACAGAAAGCGCCAUCAGCUCCGAGUCCAUCCUCAGCUCCAUGUGCAUGAACGGGGGAGAGGAGAAGCCGUUCGCCUGCCCCGUCCCCGGCUGCAAGAAGAGAUACAAGAAUGUGAAUGGUAUUAAGUACCAUGCCAAGAAUGGCCACCGCACGCAGAUCCGCGUGAGGAAACCCUUUAAGUGUCGCUGCGGCAAGAGCUACAAGACCUCGCAGGGCCUGAGACAUCACACCAUCAAUUUCCACCCGCCCGUCUCCACCGAGAUCCUGCGCAAGAUUCAGGGUUAGAGCCCGAACAUAGCCCUAUCCUGACUGUCCUUACCCACCCUUUACACUCAUCCCAACACUAAAGGGUCAAGUGCGUGCUUUAAGUUUAAUUUUCUUUUUUCAUAUAAUUGUUUGUAUGUUACAUAUUUUUUUCUAUCCAUUUUAUAUCACUUGUAUUUUUGAAAAAAUAUAUCUUUGUAGUAUUUUUAUUGUUGUACAUUUGCACAUUCGUAUAUACUAUCACGUUAUUUUGUUCUCUAUUGUUUGAUUUACAUAAGGUGCUAACUGUAAAAAACAGAAAGAAAAGAAACAAAAACAAACGACAUGAAAGAAACUGGGGAAGAUGUGAAACAGGAAGUGCAACCAAGCCCUGCCCCUAACAUGAAGUUGACGUUACAGCUGAUCUGAGUUCAGUAGUCGUUACACUCCCUUUCCGUUUAUGCAGAGAGUUAGCUGAUCUCAGAUCUGUGCCUUCGCAGUAACUUCUGGGGGUUUGAGUGCCGGAGUCAAGUUAUACUUUAAAUAGAUUUAUUGAUAUAUAAACAAUAGACAGAUAUGUAUGUGUACAUAAAAAUAUAUAAAAGUAUUCAUUAGCAUAUACAUAAAUAGUUACACUUUAUUUUCAAGCUUUAUUUUAUAUAUUUUUGUCAGUGUUUUAUUCUUUCUAUGUAUCAGUAAGUGUUCCUUUAAUUCCUAAAUUGCUGAGACGGCCAGUUUUGUCACCUCAGAGGUCAAAGGUCAAACAGCUGGCUGACGCCGGGUUCGGAGAGUUUUCUCUCACCCCGCCCCCGAGAGAUAAGGAGCCAAAACGCCUUUCUGUUUGUUACUCUGAAUCAAUGUUUUAAUUCAGGACAGCGUAUUAUAACACGGCCCAGGCCAACAAUCCAUAUCUGAAACGCUUCAUCUGCUCCGGAAAGCCGACCAUGUUUUUCAUAUCUCCAGUGUUUCCUCAUUCAGAGUGCCAGAGCUGUGUUCAAGAGACUAAGUGGUGACUGCCAUCAUGCUGUAUUUCCAGUUGCCAAGAUCUUUGUUGUGUUUUGUUCCCAUGAUGUUGCCAUCAGCUCUCCACUGCCAAACAUUGACCAUACCAUGUGCCUGAUGAGGGGGGGAGGGAGGGUGAGGCAGCUGUAAUAGUUUCACCCUGGAGUUCGCCAAACGUGUGGCAAUGAUUUUCUUCUUCAACGCGCCUCCAAAAUGUGCGCAUGAGUGGAUGUACGUCGACAGAAUGUUUUCAUGCAUGCAUUUUUGUGUCGUUACGAGAAGGAAAAAAAAAGAUUUGUAUUGAAAGAGAUUACCACCUACAACCUGUUAUUUGUUGUUGUAGACAAGAGCAUUCCAGUUCAUUGACUUCAUGUGUGUGUGAUAUGUAUGCCUGUGUAUUUCUCAGCAGUAUCCAAGUCAUCAGCAUAUAGAGUGUUUGUGUAUUCUGCGUGUUUCUGCGUCUUGUGUUUUCUGUGCCAGGCAGCCGGUUGGUCUCCUGUGGAGCAGGACAACUGGCGGUGUUUUUGCCUCAUGUAGUGUAGCGCUGGCCAACUUGUUGCCCCCCCCCCCCUGACUGAGAUUUCAUCAUUCAUUGUCUCUUAAGAAAAACAAAAGCGGCGCUGUGCAGCCGCCGCGUGCCAACACACAUCGAUCCAUGACAUCAUUUCCCCUCAUCGUGCACAACGUUUUAAAUCUGCAGAAGUCUCAAAGCACGAGCGUCUCCUUUUUUUCUUUUGAGGGGUAAAACGACCCUCAGACAUGCACACAUCCUCCUGUCCUCCGAGCUUUUGUUGCCAUGGAAACAUCUGGAAUAGUAUGAAAGAUUUCUUUCAGAUUGAUUACCCUUGAUUUUACAAGAAGAUUUUCCUGUAGUUUAAUUUAGUUAGGUGGUUAAAUAAACAAUAUUUAACCACCUUUUUUUUCCGUCAUAUCCUGUUUUAUUAUAGUGAUUACCAUGCAUCUGUACUGUACUUACAAUGCCUUUGACUAGUGUGCUACCUAACAAAUAAGCACAAAUAUGUGUGCCUGAAAAAAGACAUCAAGUCUGUUCUUAAGCACCAAUAAGUACCUAGAUCUCUAAAAUCUUGGUAUCAGUUUCAAAGAGCGUCUGUGUUCUUACUACCCUUACAGUAACCCUGAGAUAAUGGCUUGCGUGCGAUAGAAAAGCUUCAUUCCUGCCUCUCAGCGUAGGGGAAGCGUUUCCGUGGCUGGGAUGGACGCAGACUGAGAGUCUCCCGUUGGCGCUCUGUCAAACACUCGUAAAACCAUCCCUGCUUCACACGGACGCCCCCCCGUCACCAUGGCAAUCGUUUCAGCUCUACACAGGGGCCAAUUGCAGAAUUACACAUGUGGGAGAGGAGGAGCGGAGGCUGUGUGCAGAGGGAGAAGACGAGGGCGGGGUUUCAAUAUACUGUGUACAGUGAAUGUAUUGUAACGUGUCUGUUGUCAAGUGCUUUUAAAUUAUAUUUUCGUAUGUAACGUGGAGACCAAUGUUUCCUUUUUGUAUGGGGGGGACAACAGGUCCUGAGCAGAGUGACUUGUAAAUGAUGUCAAACUGUCUUUCUAUAUAAAAGAGAAGCUGCCUAAAUGUAAACAGGAAAUGACUGAAAAAAACCUGUAAAAAUAAAGUUAAACAUUCUGUA